AUGGGAGCACCAAAGACUGCUGAUCAAAGUUUCCUUCUUUUUCUUUAUCUAUUUAUCAUGUCAGAUGCUGACGCCAAGACACCUUUGCUUGGUGGUGGUACUACUACUACCCAUCAUCACCAUGCUUCUACCAACACCAAUAUGAAUACUACUACUACCACCACUACCGCUGCAGCAACAGCAACAACACCCACCAACAAACCACCUGUGAGUCGACCCAAGUAUAAACGCCGCAGGUCGUCGUUUGAUGCAUCCACUUACAACAGUGCUGGUCAUUCACCUGCGUAUGUACGCUCGGCAGCUUCUUCCUUUCAUGAACGCCUUUCACUGGCAGAUGACCCUGGUUUAAGUCUUUCCAAAAUCUUGGGCCUUACUAUAUGUAUGGCCGGCGUGCAAUUUACCUGGACCGUGGAACUUUCGUAUGGGACACCUUACCUCUUAUCAUUAAACCUAUCAAAAGAAAUGACAGCGCUGGUUUGGCUUGCUGGUCCAUUAUCGGGACUUUUGGUACAACCGUUGAUUGGCGCCUUCAGCGAUAAAUGCACCUCACGCUUUGGGAAACGACGUCCGUUUAUUGUAGUAGCUGGAUUAUUGACAUGCAUAUCCAUGAUUUGUGUCGCUUAUGCGCGUGAAAUUGGUUACGGGAUAGCCUAUAUCACCGAUCAGAAUGAUAUAGAAAAUACGUCUCGAACAUUGGCAAUGCUGGUUGCAGUGGCAUCGUUUUAUUUUUUGGAUUUCACGUUGAAUGCAGUGCAAGCGAUAUGUCGUGCAUUGAUUCUUGAUAUCCCACCCUUAUGGCAGCAGGAACACGCGAAUGCUUGGAGCGCUCGGAUGUGCAACUCGGCUAUGGUGGUUGGCUACUUUGUAGGGUUUGUCAAUCUUGUCGAGCUCUUUCCAUGGUUAGGCGACACUCAAAUGAAGGUCUUUUGUGUUAUUGGCACCAUCAUUUUUUGCAUCACAUUAGCCAUCACAUGCAUCACCACGCAUGAAAAGAAGCUUGAAAUAGAAGAAAAUGAUGAUGGGCCCUGGUACAGCACCUUUGUUUAUAUUUGGCGUGCGUUUCGAUUUCUGCCACGGCCUGUGCAGACAUUGUGCAACACACAAUUCUUUGCUUGGAUGGGAUGGUUCCCUUUUCUCUUUUACAGCACGCAAUGGGUCUCUGAACUUUAUUUUACCACGCAUGAAGGCAAUCAUGGUGACUGGGCAGAUGGCACACGUGCUGGUUCAUUUGCCUUGUUGUGUUACUCGAUCGUGUCAGUUGUUGCAGGUGUAGUGAUACCCGCUCUUGUAGCACGCUACGAACCCUCCCUCCCUUGGAUGUCCACCACCAAUGUGUAUACCGCAUCGCAUUUGAUUGUGGCAGCAGCCUUGUUAUCCGCUUGGUUUGUCAAAUCGGUCUUGGGUGCUACAAUAGUACUCGCCACCAUGGGCAUAUCAUGGGCGAUUGUACUUUGGGUGCCAUUCUCUCUCGUGGGUGAAUAUGUCAGCUAUGAUGAUGAACGACGACAACGUGCACAAUUGGAACAGGCUGUGGCAACGGCUGCUACAACAACAUCUGCUGCCGAGUCCCAACAAGAAAAUGAUGAUUUUGAUGCAGGCAUGAUUCUUGGUGUGCAUAACAUGUACAUUGUAUUUCCCCAAUUUGUGGUUGCCAUCAUGGCAGCCUUCAUUUUCGCUGCUACAAAUGCCAGUGGUGAUCCCUCUUCCGGCGUAGCUUCCGUUUUAGCAUUUGGUGGUAUCAUGGCUCUCAUUGCAAGUGCGUUUAGUCGUUUCAUUGUACGCGUCAAAUAG
Messenger RNA from Lichtheimia ornata, 1791 nucleotides. RefSeq lists its product as uncharacterized. The transcript has 7 exons. The record is from RefSeq and is a predicted model, not a curated record. Gene Ontology annotation, cellular component: membrane. The coding region runs from base 1 to 1791 and encodes 596 amino acids. Lineage: Eukaryota; Fungi; Mucoromycota; Mucoromycetes; Mucorales; Lichtheimiaceae. Gene Ontology annotation, molecular function: sucrose:proton symporter activity.